CGAUUAACUUCCGGUUUCAGGCGGUGUCGAUUCCGGGGCAGGCUGACGUCACCGUUAGCGCGGGUAGUUCGAGUUUGUCGCUGUUGUGAGUCAACAGCAGUUUCAGUAAUGGACAUUUCUGAGCAUCACAUGAAUGAUGUUGGCAUCAUCCACCCUGAUGUGCACAUAGAAGUUCAUGUCAAAUCUUACAGCACAGCCAACAAGUCUGAAGUGAGGACGCAUGUGUUGUCACUGCUGGAUCGACACAGCACCAUUUUAGGCACCUACAGGUGGACGGAGUUUGAUGAUGAAUUUCUAACCAAAAAUGUGGAGUCAGUCACUGUAGCAGAUUUAACUGGCCCAAAACUUGUGGAUCUGAAGGUUCACAACCUUUGUAUUCAUAUUUUCUCUCUGAAUGAUGAUUGUCCGAGCAUGCUUGCUCUGGAAGAGGAGGAGGAGCUUUCUGCUGCCAAUCAUUGGCUCCUCCCAGCAGCUGAGUUUCAUGGCAUUUGGGAAAGCUUGAUUUAUGAGGAAGGCAUCAAAACACAACUCUUGGAUUACGUUUCGACAACAAUUUUCUUCUCUGACAGAAACGUAGACAGCAAUUUGAUUGCCUGGAAUCGUGUCGUGUUACUUCACGGGCCGCCUGGCACAGGGAAGACGUCUCUGUGUAAAGGACUUGCCCAGAAACUCUCCAUCAGACUGUCUGGCAGGUACGUGCACAGCCAGUUCGUGGAGAUCAACAGCCACAGUCUCUUCUCCAAGUGGUUUUCAGAGAGUGGAAAACUCGUCACAAAGAUGUUUCAGAAGAUUCAAGAGCUCAUUGAUGAUAAAGACGCCUUGGUGUUCGUCCUGAUAGAUGAGGUGGAGAGUCUCACAGCCGCACGGAGCGCCUCUCAAGCGGGAACUGAACCGUCCGACGCUAUUAGGGUGGUCAAUUCAGUGCUGACCCAGCUCGACCAGAUCAAACGGCACUCAAAUGUUGUCAUCCUCACUACAUCCAACGUCACAGAAAAGAUCGAUCUGGCCUUUGUGGACAGAGCUGAUAUAAAGCAGUACAUCGGUCCCCCGAGCGCCAGCGCCAUAUUCAACAUCUAUCUGUCCUGUUUGGAGGAACUCAUGAAGCGUCAGAUCAUUUACCCCAGACAGCAGCUGCUGAGUUUGGAGGAACUUGGCACCAUGAACUUCAUGGAGAGCGACGUGACCCAUCUGAGCUUAACCCUGAGGAACCUCGCCCAGAGGAGUGUGGGACUUAGCGGAAGAGCCUUGAGGAAAAUCCCAUUUCUGGCACAUGCGCUCUAUGGAAAGUCCUCCACAAUGACAGUCGAGGUUUUUCUAAAAGCGAUGGAGCGCGCCGUGGACAAACAGAGGCAGGAACAGGCGAGUUUGGUCAACUGUGUUUGAGCGACUGACGUUCUGCUGUUGUAUCGAAACGGUUUCUUCUUGUUUGUUAAUUCAGUAUUUCUAGUCCGUUCACCAGCUUCAUCCUCUGAACAUGUUGCUAAUGCUGUCCUAGAACAACACAGUGUUGUUUUAUCUACGUUGGUGUCAUGUACUAGGUAACAUUUUCUAGUAAUAUUCAUAAGCUGAAGUGUUUGGUGUCCUAAAUCAGAGUUUGAAAUGUGCAAUGUAGCAUUUGCAUAUGAAAAAUAAUGUUCUUUUUUAUGUUCAGUUUUUAUAUAUGUAUAUAUUUAAAUCAUUUAAUUAAAAUGAGACAAAAAUCA
This is a messenger RNA of Labeo rohita (rohu), 1703 nucleotides long. RefSeq names its product thyroid hormone receptor interactor 13 (gene trip13). The transcript has 14 exons. The record is from RefSeq and is a predicted model, not a curated record. Lineage: Eukaryota; Metazoa; Chordata; Actinopteri; Cypriniformes; Cyprinidae. The coding region runs from base 109 to 1383 and encodes 424 amino acids. Gene Ontology annotation, cellular component: nucleus; chromosome. Gene Ontology annotation, molecular function: ATP binding; ATP hydrolysis activity. Gene Ontology annotation, biological process: meiotic recombination checkpoint signaling; reciprocal meiotic recombination.